AUGUCAAGCGGUGAAGAAGAAUCUCAUGAUUCUAGGAUUGAAGCAGUAUCUGGGGAACCAACAGCCAGCCCAAAAGCUGCAGUGGAAGCGGAGGAAAUGGAGGAUUUAUUUGGUGAUGAAAGCGACAAGGAAUUGGACAAAGAGGAUACUGGCGCACAAGAUGAUGACGAUAGUCGUAUGGUUGAGGGCGAGGAUAAUGAGCAGGAAAUGUACAAUCGAAAAUUUUACGGGGAUGCCACCGGCGAGUCUGACGAGGAAACGCCGCGUGAGUUUCGGGAAGCAGACGUGGACGUCGUCAAACACAUUGUUCCGUACCCUACGGCCUCUGCAAACGGGGAAAAAGGGGUGUUCUACGCUAAAAUUCCCGAACUUUUGACCAUAGACCCUAUACCGUUUGACCCACCUGCUUUCCAGGACAGAGUGGAACAGCGAACGGCCCAAUUAUCAUCUCGCGAAGAUCAGAUGGACGACAGGCUUAUAGACGAGAAUACGGUAAGGUGGCGAUACUCAAGGGACAACGAACAGAAUGUGUUCAAGGAAUCGAACUCGCAAAUCGUACAAUGGUCCGACGGAUCGUAUUCGCUACGGUUGGGCGACGAAUACACUGACGUGCUGAUAAACGAUACCGCUAAUACGUAUCUGGCGGUUUCCCACGAUCAGCAGGAACUCAUUCAGUCCGUAAGAGGAGGUGACAUCACCAAGACCAUGAUCUUCAUCCCCACAUCGACCAGUUCGAAGAACCAUCAACGUCUCACAAAGGCCGUGGCACGCAAAGAAAAGCGGGAACACCAGGGCCCCAACACAUACAUUCAACGCGUGGACCCUGAGCUGGAACAAAAAGAAUUGGAGCGGAAACAGAACCAGAUCAUGCGUGAGAGAAGGAAAAGACAGCUGCGUGAACAGCAAGAACGCGAAGGUUUGGAUUCACCAGAGCCUACGGGCAUGAUGGCUAAAUCUUCCCGUGCAGUGUCCGCAAGCCGUGAUCGUGAUCGUCGCAGUCAGUACGACGAAUACGAAGACGAUGGUUUCAUGGUGGACGACGAAGAUGAAAACGAUGAUCAAGAACAAGACGAGGACGAAGACGAAGAAGAAGAGGAGGAGGAAUUGGACGAUGAAAACGUAAGUGAGGACGAUGAAGCCAAAGCAGAACGUUUGAGAAAGCUAAAGCAAAACGGGGCUGCUCAAUAUCGUGAAGACAACGAUGAAGACGAAGCUACAACGCUCAAGAGGCGUAAGAUAGCGGUGUUGGAUGAGGAGGAUGAAGACGACGAGUAA
Molecule: messenger RNA, 1275 nt
Organism: Lachancea sp. 'fantastica'
Lineage: Eukaryota; Fungi; Ascomycota; Saccharomycetes; Saccharomycetales; Saccharomycetaceae
Source: the annotation of a GenBank genome assembly